GGCAUACAUGUUUUGGAUUAAGGAAGAAAUGUCCAGUACAUACUUAUAACAUCCAGUGAUUUAAUACAACAGUGGACAUAAUGGCAAAAAAGUGGGUGAACUAUGACCCACAGACAGUGAUCUUCAUUUAUUUAAAAAAUAAUAGAUAAUAUGUGUUUAAAAAAGACAGUGUAGUAACUUUACCAUCCAAAUCUUUAACGCUUAUUGGGGGGUUAAUUUUUUAUUCUCACGCUUAUCUGUAUUCCGUCAAAGUUUCACAUAAGAAGCAACUGACAUAAAAGCGAUCUCCGGCUAUUUCAGCCAGUGAAACCAAGAGUACGAUCGAUGUGAGCUUGUUCCUCUUUUCACCAACUCAGUCAGAUGCGCACAGCUCAAACUUCCUCGUACAAGACCAGUGCGUUGCGCUCUGUCCUCCCGUAUCUGCAACCUAUCCACAAAGAAAACGACUGCAAAGGGAUGGAACCUACAUAAAAGACAUGAGGACUAUUCUUUACACGGCCAUCCGAAUCUAGAAGAUCACAUACAACCGCAGAAAUAAUAGUAGAAGUGACUGGUUGAAGCGCGAAAGCACCAUGGGCUGUGUGGGCACAAAGGAGCAGGAGUCGCUCAGCAAGGGGACGGGUAAUGACGAGCUGCAGAACCGUGCACAGACGGCCCACUAUGUCAAAGACCCCACCGCAGGAAACUCCGGGAGCAAAGCUAGCAAAAUGCCAUCCAAUGCAACCUCUUCAGAAGGAGAGAGUAUUGCCAUGGCACUGUACGACUAUGAGGCCAUUCAUGAAGGAGACCUGGGCUUCAAGAAGGGAGAUAAGCUCCGAAUCUUAACGGAGUCGGGGGAGUGGUGGAGAGCUAUGUUAAUCAGUACAGGUCAGGAAGGCUUCAUCCCCAGUAAUUAUGUAGCCAAAGAUACUCUGGAGGCAGAGGAGUGGUUCUUUAAGGGUGUGAGCAGGAAAGAUGCUGAGAGGCAGCUGCUGGCCCCUGGGAACAAAAUGGGAUCCUUCAUGAUCCGAGACAGUGAGACCACCCAGGGCAGUUACUCUCUGUCUGUCAGGGAUAGCGAUCAGUCCGGUGACACAGUAAAACAUUAUAAGAUCCGUACACUGGACAACGGAGGAUUCUACAUCUCUCCCCGCAACACCUUCAUCACCCUGCAGGAGCUGGUCAGCCAUUACAAGAAGCAGGGAGACGGCCUCUGCCAAACCCUGACCAACCCAUGCCUGAGCCCCAAACCUGAGAAGCCAUGGGAGAAAGAUGCCUGGGAAAUCCCAAGAUCAUCGCUCAAACUGGAUAAGAAGCUCGGUGCCGGCCAGUUUGGAGAAGUCUGGAUGGCUACGUACAAUAAGCACACCAAAGUAGCAGUGAAGACCAUGAAGCCUGGCAGCAUGUCAGUUGAAGCCUUCAUGGCCGAGGCCAACCUGAUGAAGACUCUACAGCACGACAAACUGGUCCGACUCCACGCUGUGGUCACCAAGGAGGAGCCUAUCUAUAUCAUCACUGAGUACAUGGAGAAAGGUAGUCUAUUAGACUUCAUAAAGAGUGAUGAGGGCAACCGUGUCCAGCUCCCCAAGCUCAUUGACUUCUCUGCCCAGACUGCAGAGGGCAUGGCCUUCAUUGAGCAGAGGAACUACAUCCACAGAGACCUGAGAGCUGCCAACAUCCUGGUCAAUAAGGCUUUAGUGUGCAAAAUUGCUGACUUUGGCCUUGCUCGUAUCAUUGAGGAUAACGAGUACACAGCCAGGGAAGGAGCCAAAUUCCCCAUCAAAUGGACUGCCCCUGAGGCCAUCAACUACGGCUCUUUCACCAUCAAAUCUGACGUCUGGUCCUUUGGCAUCUUGCUGACUGAGAUUAUCAGCUAUGGACGCACACCAUACCCAGGGAUGACCAACCCAGAAGUGAUCCGUGCUCUGGAGAAGGGCUACCGGAUGCAGCGCCUGGAGAGCUGUCCCAAGGAACUCUAUGAAAUCAUGCUGGAGUGCUGGAAGAACAAGCCUGAGGACCGUCCCACCUUUGAUUACCUGCAGAGUGUCCUGGAGGAUUUCUACACAGCCACAGAGAGCCAGUAUCAGCAGCAGCCAUGAGAUUUAACAUCCACAGACAUGUUUUCUCUUACAGUACUGUUUCAUUCAUACUUUACAGCAAGUCCAGUUUCUACAUGCAGCAGUGCAGUUCAGAGCACACACACACAUGCUCUCUCUUUACCAUUCUCUCUCUGUCUGUCUCUCUUUCUCUUUCUCAUUCACACACGCAUAAUGUAUAGUAAGAAGGGACUGUAUAAAAAUUAUUGGGGAGACUUGAAACUUCUAUUUUAUUUUUUUAGAAGCUAGGCCCUACCUAACAUUUUAAAUAUUUUCAUUGGGCCCUCCUCCAUUUGAAUUAUAAAAUUUGAAAGAAAUAUAACCACAAUAUAGCGAUUAAGAAAAGCAAGAUAAAAAAAACAAUAUAUUAUAACAAAACAAUCCUACCUCAUACUUAGGUCAGGGGCACAGUACAACAGAUGCUGUCUGCUUGGUUAUAGGCUAACAUGACCACAGCUGCAUCAGUUAUACUGGAUAUCUAUCUUCACAAAACUGAUCAUCAUAUGGAUGCACACCAGCAGCAGUUUUGUAAAUCACUGGACCUAUACAGUAGAUAUCAGUAAAUAUGUGCAGACAGAUAUGUGAGUUAGUUAUAUCUUCAGCCUCUUAUGUGAAAAAUGACACGCAAAAGAAUGCUUCAUAUAAUUUAUUUUUACUUUAUUGUACUGAUUUUGUUUUACUACAGAUGGCACACAUGGAUCACUGUAUUGCAAGAUAAAGCUGCACAUCAUUAUGCACAGAAAACACGUGACCUGACAUUUAAUGCAUUUCUCUAUCUAGAGAUAAAUGCAGGUAACGAGUCGGAUGAAUUACUGAGCUGUGUGGGGUGGGUUGCAAAACUGGAUCUGUGCAAGACUCAUCUCUACAUGUAUAUGUGAAAAAAGCAAGUGUGCUUGGAGAAGCCCUGCCAGUGCGCAGGCAAGGACAGCAAGAUUGGGUACCUGGUACAAAUUUGCAAGGGUAGGCUGAAAUAAAACAAAUCCGGGGGGAAAACAGUGUGCUGUAAAUACUUCUUAAUAAUUUUUCCUAAACAAAAAGAAAAGUUAAAUACUGUAACCUUCCCACUUUUCUUUCCUCACCCCCUUAUAAUUUUUGUACAGUCCCUAACAUUCAAACACCUUUGAAGGUGUUCUACAUAACAGUACAGUAUGUAGGAGGCUGUGCUAUAGAGUAAAUCCUAUUGUAAAAGCAUGACUGUCUCACACACAAAAUAUUAUUUUACACAAGUACAAAGACACAUUGCUAUAUUCUCAGACAAGUGAUUGUAGGCCACCUGAGAGCAGUCCCAUGGAAAAGACUGCAUUUAGUUGUUGUGCUCCAGCAAACAUUGUGCAUCAAUCAAAGGAAGGUAUAACCGCAACACAGAUGUUGUUCACAGUAAAAUAUGUGCAGUGUUCAGCUCUGAUAUUACUGUGCUGAUGUCAACAAUUCAGAAAGCAAAGCUUCCAUUAUCCACUCCCCUUCUGUUAAAUGUACAGUGUUUAACAUUGUGAAAGGACAGCAGGUACUGUGGACUUUGCAAAGUGCAAGAUAUAUGGCUGAUUAUGCUUAAAUCCUCUAUUCAUAUGCCAUAGCUAUUUUCCAUUAUGAUGUGGCUUGUUUCAGCAUUACUCCUUCAUUGUGCCUUUUUCAGUGUUUGUUUCUUCUUUCGCACUUAAAGGGACAGUUCACCGCUAAAUCACAAAUACAGUGGAACAAGCCGAGUGCCAUAUAGUUCAGUUAUAUUCAAAAAAUGCAGACAUCUCUACAGCCGAUAUCUCCAAAACUCGGCAACUCACACCGAAACAAUCUCGAUGGAUGAAUAGCACUACAGGUAAGAGGAAAAAUAUGUAGUUUUGAUUUUGGGGUGAACUGUCCCGUUAACAUUUAUUAUAUAUUCCAUACACUCUGUAUAUAUAAACUGGUGUAUAUGAAUAAAUACACUUAUUCAGGAAAAGAGUCUUUGAUGUAAAGCCAUAUUAACUAAUAAUUCUUGUUUAUCCUUUUGGUCCAUUAAACUUGUGUUCUGUAUUUGGGAACUAAAUGAAAAAGCAGUGCAUAUAGAUUUUCGCAUUUUUUGGCCUUCUUUGUAUGAAAAAAUAAUUUAUUGGUGGAAAUAAUACUGCUCUGGAUAUCAGUGUAUCUUGAAUGGAAUGAUCUUUCCAAAUGUAAAAGCUUUUACUAUCAUUUUUUUUAGUGAAGGACUCAUGACUUGUAUUUUAAUAUAUGAUUUGUGAUAAUGUGUUUAUCAUAUUGUUGGAAAUAAUGUGUUUUGUCGACCAAAAGGAAGGGAAAGGGAAUAUUCUCAAGUAUUUAAGAUUUCAUCAAUUUGUCAUUUCAUGAUUUGGUCAAGAAAGGUGAUAUGUGACAAUAGUGAAUCAGUGCCCAGCACUAUACAUAUAGGCCUAUUCAUAGGGUUACGAAUGUUUUUGUGUUUUUCUUUAACAAUAUAAGUCCCUUUGCAUAUAUUGUUAGAUACUUGGUUCAAUGCAACUGUGGUGAAAAUUUUCAAAUAAAUUGUCUUAGAAACAA
Molecule: messenger RNA, 4586 nt
Organism: Siniperca chuatsi (mandarin fish)
Lineage: Eukaryota; Metazoa; Chordata; Actinopteri; Centrarchiformes; Sinipercidae
Gene: hck
Product: HCK proto-oncogene, Src family tyrosine kinase
Exons: 13
Coding region: 573-2078 (501 amino acids)
Biological process (GO): cell surface receptor protein tyrosine kinase signaling pathway; protein phosphorylation; cell differentiation
Cellular component (GO): extrinsic component of cytoplasmic side of plasma membrane
Molecular function (GO): ATP binding; signaling receptor binding; non-membrane spanning protein tyrosine kinase activity
Source: RefSeq, a predicted model, not a curated record